AACUGUCAAGGGAUGAAAAUAGGUUCUUGAUUCACCAUGGCACUAGCAGCAGUAAAAUGGGCCAUAUCAAACAGAACUAUCUUGAAACAUUUAUUUUCAAUUCAAAACAGAGCUUUAUAUUGUUUUCAUCAUAAGUCUACAUAUUCUUCUCUUCCAGAUGACUAUAAUUGCAAAGUAGAGCUUGCUUUGACAUCUGACAACAGGACAAUAGUAUGCUACCACCCAUGUGUGGACAUUCCAUAUGAACACACAAAACCUAUCCCUCGACCAGGCCCUGUACAUAAUAAUGAAGAAACACAUGAUCAAGUACUAAAAUCCAGAUUAGAAGAAAAAGGUGAACACUGUGAGCAAGGACCCAUGAUAGAACAACUUAGCAAAACGUUCUUUACUACUAAGCACCCGUUGGUAUCCUCGUGGAUAGUAUCAUAG
Messenger RNA from Talpa occidentalis (Iberian mole), 429 nucleotides. RefSeq names its product 39S ribosomal protein L42, mitochondrial-like. The record is from RefSeq and is a predicted model, not a curated record. Gene Ontology annotation, cellular component: mitochondrial large ribosomal subunit. NCBI's taxonomy places the organism in Eukaryota, Metazoa, Chordata, Mammalia, Eulipotyphla, Talpidae. Bases 37 to 429 code for a protein of 130 amino acids. The transcript has a single exon.